CGCCAUCUUGAUGAGAUCAAAAUCGGAACUUCAAAAUCAGCUGAUUGCAACGUAAACAAACAAACAGUAAAACAUUUGUUUUACGCGUUUACCUUGUUUAGUGCACGAAAAUUAGUGAAUUUUGGGUCGACUCUCUCACAAUAACUUGUCGGUUUACCUAAAAUACAGCAGACAGUGUUUUGGGACAUCAAGUGGAGAUAAUUCUCACAAUUUGAGAGUCGUGAUGAGUAUCAAAACAUCGCAGUGUAUGGGGCUCGAAACGCGAGGGGCUCAACGUAAUCGGUAUACUUUCAAAUGGCUGGUGCUCACAUACCGGUGUCAGAUGGGUGGUAUUAUUAAUUUUGUAGAGUAGGUUUGAUUGUCGGUUUAUUCCCACCUACCUGCUCAUGUAUCCUUCUUUAAUGUUUACAUCUUUAAAUGAAAAAAAAAACAUAAACAAAAGAAUCUGUUGUUUCUAACGAUCUCUUCGUUUUUGAGCGUGAUGUCCUGUUGUUUAUUUAAGGAUUGUUUCAACCGGUCGACUCCGUUAACCAGUAUAACAUUCUUUAGACUUCCCAAAGAUAGUUCGCGACGGCAGUUAUGGUUAAAGCGUUCAGGCUGUGAGGAUCAUGUGCCAAACACUCGAGCGGUCGUUUGUGAGGUGCACUUCGAGGAAUCAGAUUUGCGACGCCAAUUCCAUCGGACAACCUUAAGAGCGGAUGCCGUUCCACGGGAUUAUCGCAAUCGACAAGAACUUCUCAAUGAUCGACCGAAAAACAAAACAGACGAUAAAUGCAGCACUGACGAAGUGUACACCAUCGUUGAAGCUGAUUAUGAACUCGUCGUUGGAAAUAAGACAGAGUCAGCCAAUAUUUCUUCGGAAAGUGUACAAAACUACGACUACAUCGAAAUAGAAUCGAUAACUGAAUCCGAGCUUUCGGAAAAUAAUUCACCAGGAAGUUCAACUGAGGUAUGCGAGGAAUCGCAUAAACGGAAAACCCACGAACAAUGUGGGACUAUACCAUCUUUAAUCAAGGAUCAAUAUACCAAAAAGAUCAAAACCGCUGAUCCUAUAAUUGAGACUGCAUCUUCCGUUACUAGUACGAGUGGUAGCCGUAUAGUAACAGCCGAAGAAGAAGCUGUUCCCGAAUCACCUGUCGACGAACGGGUCAUACAAAGUAAAGAAAAGAAACCUACCACUACCGCAGAUAAACUAAGCGAAGAAGAAUAUUUUGCUCUAUCAUUAGUGGGACCUCUACAACGACUGUCACCGGAGAAAAGGGCAGUCGCGAAAGUUAAAAUACUUACGUAUCUUGUAAGACUUGAAUGCGGAAUAGAUGCUGAACUGUAAUUAUUAAUGGCUUGUGUUCUAUUACAAUAUUAUUCCCUCUAAAAUGACGGCCAGAUUAAGCUGACGGUUUAUUCUCAUCACUCAGUUUGUAAUAUAAAGAGUGAUUUAUUUGCUGCUAUCUUUUUGGCAACACUGUUUCUGCGUGAAUCGUGUCGUGUCAUUGUCAGGCUUGUUCAGUUUGGCCUAUAAUUUUAUCAUGAAUCGUUCCAAGCAUUCCAAGAGCUACCAAUGCAUCCCAAAAAAAGUCACUGUGGAUUAUGGGCCGGUGGCAUUAUUGUUGGAAUACCAACCGAUAUAUUGGAGAGUGGACUAAAAUUGAGCCUUGCGCAUGGACCAUCUAAAACGGAGCCGCGGCCAACAUUUGCAUGAAAUCAUCUUCAAAUAUUAAAUUAAAUUGAUCGUUCUAUCGAUUCCAAUAAAAGUUCCAUCAAUUUUCUUUAA
Malaya genurostris is the source of this 1771-nucleotide messenger RNA. RefSeq lists its product as uncharacterized. NCBI's taxonomy places the organism in Eukaryota, Metazoa, Arthropoda, Insecta, Diptera, Culicidae. The record is from RefSeq and is a predicted model, not a curated record. Bases 482 to 1330 code for a protein of 282 amino acids. The transcript is spliced from 3 exons. Gene Ontology annotation, molecular function: sequence-specific DNA binding.